CCUCUCUCUCCUCUCUCUCUCCUCGCGAUCGUCUUCAUAAUCAACUUCAUCUUCAUCUUCUCUCUCUCUACCAAACUUUGAAGAAGAAGAAAAAGCGGAUAUUCUCUCAUAUAUGAAUGAAUAGAGCGUGUUAAGCGUGGAGAAAGAGAAAUAGAAAGAAUGUUUUCCGUGCUUCGAUUGGUUUACUAACCUGCUAUAUAUGAUCUGUCAAAAGAUACUCUCAUCAUAGUCAUAGUAGUAGUAGUUGAAGCAGGUGAAUCGAUAUAAGAAGGAAGGAAGGAAGGAAGUACUACUACUUGAGGUAAUUUUGUAAGUAAUUUGCAGAGUUUCUAGAUAUAUGGAGGUUGCUUGCGGCGUCGGAAUAAAGAAGAAGAAGAGACGAACACGAGGUGAGUCGACUCAUGAAACAAGCUCGGAAACGGUUAAGAGGAACAAACUCAUGACAAACGAUGGAGGACGUGAAUUGACUCCAUCAUCUCCACCUCCUCCUCCAACGUCUAUAAUUCAGCUUAGAAGAUCAACCGGAGGAAGAGGAGGAGAUAUCAUGACUACUAGGUCGGAGAAUUCAACUUCUCCUUGUUUAGACGAACCGCCAACGGUUUCUCAUAAUACCUCAGAUCAUGUCGUAGCAAUUUCCUGUUGUUCUAGCAAUUCAUCGACUGAAUUCGGCAAUGACGGUUUACAGAAUUUAGAUCUACAUCAGUUUAAGAGUGAUGAUGAAACCGUACAUAUCCAAAUCUCAACUUCCGAGUUCAACUGUUGUAGAGAGAAGAGCAUCAGCGAGGUAGAAGAAGUUGAAUCAGCUUCUCAAGAUGAUUCAACAAAGAAACCAUCAGAAAUCGAGCUUGAAGAAUUCUUCUCAUCAGCAGAGAAGAGAAUCCAAGAACAAUUUAUCCAGAAGUACAAUUAUGACAUUGCAAAGGAUUCACCAUUGAAAGGGCGUUACGAAUGGAUUCAAAUGAAGCCAUGAAUUCUGUAGGUUAUUUGUUAUCUGGCUAACUCUCUCUCUAUCAUUACAGAGAAGCUUCUGUCAAAAUUUAACAGUUGCAAUAAAAUUCUAGCUGCCUUCUUCUUCUUCUUUCUAAUCUUAGCUCUGAAAUUCAUGUCAGUUUCUUAUCUCUUUCUCUCUCACACACGUACAUGCACAUAGUAUGAUUGCUUUAUGACAUCAGCUAUUUUAUUCUUUAUCAUUCAGGAAUUUAUUCUCUUUUUUUUAUGGACCAUUAUUAUUAUUUUUAUUUUUAUUUUUAUUUCUAUGUAGAAAGCGCCUUUUGUUUAUUAGUUAAAGUCUUUUUUGAAUUUUUUUAAUAAAGGAGUUAUUCUUUUGUCU
Messenger RNA from Impatiens glandulifera, 1330 nucleotides. RefSeq names its product cyclin-dependent kinase inhibitor 7-like. Gene Ontology annotation, biological process: negative regulation of cyclin-dependent protein serine/threonine kinase activity. The record is from RefSeq and is a predicted model, not a curated record. Gene Ontology annotation, molecular function: cyclin-dependent protein serine/threonine kinase inhibitor activity. NCBI's taxonomy places the organism in Eukaryota, Viridiplantae, Streptophyta, Magnoliopsida, Ericales, Balsaminaceae. Bases 338 to 970 code for a protein of 210 amino acids. Gene Ontology annotation, cellular component: nucleus. The transcript is spliced from 4 exons.